UGCUCGACAGCCUAUCACCACUCACUCCAAGCCUCGGAGGUUCACUCAUCUCCAGAGACUACUGGUCCUCGCGCGCAAUCAAACUCUUCUCCGGCCGCCAUGUCCACCAACGACGGCGUGCCCUCCCGGCGGCGGCCGCAUGCCCUCGUCGUCCCCUUGCCGUCGCGGGGCCACCUCCUGCCGCUCCUCGACUUCGCCCACCGCCUCUCCACCCGCCACGGCGUCGCCCUCACCGUCGCCGUCACGGCCUCCGAUCUCCCCCUCCUCUCCGCCUUCCUCGCAUCCACCCCCCUCGCCGCCGCCCUCCCGAUCCAUCUCCCCGACGCCUCCCUCCACGAGAACUCACACCACGCGCUCCUCGCCGUCCAUCUCUCCGGUAUCAGCGCGCCGCUCCUCUCCUGGGCGCGGUCUCGCCCGGACGAUGCCCCCACCGUCGUCGUCUCCGACUUCUUUCUUGGAUGGGUGCAGCUCCUCGCCGACGACCUCCGUGUCCCCCUCUUCCCGGGUCCCCGUCUUUCCCGUACGAGCAUGUCCCGUCGGUGGUGAGGAGCUACGUCGCCGGCGAUCCGGACUGGGAGCUCGUGCGGGAAGGCUUCUUGCUCAACUCCAGAGCUUGGGGCGCCGUGGUGAAUUCAUUUGACGAGAUCGAGGGCGAGUUCUUGGAGUACCUGAACAGGUUCUUCGGCCAUGGCCGCGUGUGGUCGGUCGGCCCGGUCGCCGACUCCGGCUGCCGGGGAGAGGAGAGGUCAUCGGAAGCAGAGCAGCUGUUCUCCUGGCUCGACACGUGUCCCUCGCGUUCGGUGGUCUAUGUCUGCUUCGGGAGCAUGUACAAGCCGCCGCCGGCCCAGGCGGCGGCGCUGGGCGCCGCGCUGGAGGCGAGCGGCGCGCGGUUCGUCUGGGAGGUGGGCGCGGACGCCGCCGUGGUGCCGGAGGGGCUGGAGGAGAGGACGGCCGCGCGUGGCCGCGUCGUGCGCGGCUGGGCGCCGCAGAUGGAGAUCCUCCGGCACGCCGCCGUGGGCGCGUUCCUGACGCACUGCGGCUGGAACUCGACGCUCGAGGGCGUCGCCGCCGGGGUGCCGCUCCUCGCCUGGCCGAUGAAGGCCGACCAGUUCAUCGACGCGCGGCUCGUGGUCGACCUGCACGGCGCCGGUGUGCGUGCCGCGGAUGGCGCGGGCGCUGUGCCCUACCCGGGGGCGCUCGCGCGCGUGUUCGCCGACGCCGCGGACGCCGGGAAGCUGGCGGAUGUGAGGGCCAAGACCAGCGAGCUCGCCGCGGCCGCCGCGGCGGCGGUGGAGGAAGGUGGCAGCUCGUGGAUCGCGAUGGAGAAGAUGGCGAAUGAGCUGGAAACUGCAUACCUCGAGAGCCAGUGGGUUGUGAUGUCUCUUCCAUGGCGUUUGGCCGAGGCUGCUUAAAGUUCGGACUUCGAGCGGCACGGCGGCGAGAUCGUCAUAGACGAGUACGAGUACGACUACGAGAACCUGCUGCGCCACCGCCACACCGGCCACGAGUUGCAGAACGAUGCGGACGCAGAGCAGCACGGCCGCGCGGUCAGAGAUCCCGAAGGCCGAAGCUGCGGACCUGAUCCUGAUGCGCCAGCGCCACCGCGACACCAGCCACGAGUUGCAGAAUGAUGCGCUUGCCAAACACGACGUGCGAGGUUCGGAACCAGCGCCACUCGCCAAACUCGCCCGAUCAAAUCUACGGUCCCUGCGAAAGGAUGCUUCCCUAUACUACCCAACCAACUGCGAGAACGCUGAGGACUCCGAAUCCAUAUGGGAAACUAUUUCGAUCCUUCGAAGGAUGUCACAUCGUUAUUUGUAUGUCACUUAAAAUAGUUAUGAAGAAAAUUUGAGAAGAUGUAACAUGUAAUAUAUUACUCCAUAAACAUACAAGUUCAAAUUUAACUUCUACAUCUCGCAACGAAAAAAAAUUAAACUAUAGCUAGUUAACAUAUAUUCACAGUUAAAUUUAUUUUGCGAGAUGUAGAAAUUGAAUUUUAA
This is a messenger RNA of Oryza sativa Japonica Group (Japanese rice), 2000 nucleotides long. Its product is annotated as flavonol 3-O-glucosyltransferase UGT89B1. The record is from RefSeq and is a predicted model, not a curated record. NCBI's taxonomy places the organism in Eukaryota, Viridiplantae, Streptophyta, Magnoliopsida, Poales, Poaceae. Gene Ontology annotation, molecular function: UDP-glucosyltransferase activity.